Molecule: messenger RNA, 6721 nt
Organism: Mytilus trossulus (common blue mussel)
Lineage: Eukaryota; Metazoa; Mollusca; Bivalvia; Mytilida; Mytilidae
Product: interferon-induced very large GTPase 1-like
Exons: 4
Coding region: 27-5375 (1782 amino acids)
Molecular function (GO): GTP binding
Source: RefSeq, a predicted model, not a curated record
UAGCCGGUAAAAUAGGAGACGAUUGGAUGAUUGUAGGAAUACAACUCGGCUACACUAGAGUUAUGCUUAGUCAUCUCGAAGACGUUUACCCAAGACAACCAAAAUGGAGGAACUUUAUGAUGAUUGCUGAAUGGUGUAAUGUUGUAUCACAGCUUGGUUGGAAUGUUAAACAAUACCUUGCCAAGUUUUUUGCGGAUGCAGGACAUGCUGACAUUGCAGAUACUCUUGGUACCGACUACAACAUUGUUGGGAAUUCAUUAGAAGAUAUUUGCAAGCAUGUUAAUCAUAUAUCGUUCGACAAGCCAAUACCUCAGGUUUUGGGCAUCAUCGAUAUGAAUGUAAUUGAAAAGCGUUUAGGAAGAGCAUCCCAAUCAAGGUUUGAACUUAGCCUAAGUGCUCCAUUGGAAGAGCGAGAACAUAUCAGAGCUAUUGAGUGGAAAGAACAGUCAGAUGAAGUCGUAGAUACUGAAGAUGUUUGGUCAAUGGGAGACAUGACAGUUGCUCUUCCUGAGACAUCUUUUGAAGCAAGAGGGACAGCUUUAUCGAAAUUAUUGUUAGAUUUAUCACUCAAACAGUUUUAUCCAGCAAAGAUAGUUAUGUCUGAUAUUCAGGAAAUAAAACCCGAACAAGAGCUUGAUGAAAACAGUUUGCCCUGGCGUCUUCUAAACAAAAUUGUAAUGCUGAAUUACAAUGCAAGGGAGGAAGAUCUGAACAGUUUAUUUAAAAAGAAAAUACCCCGGAAUUAUGACGAAUAUGACGAUUCUGAAACUGACUCUGACGAAGGCUUAUUUGAGGAUAAAACAGUGAACUAUAUAAAUCCAAUGGAUCUUUUUUAUGCAACAUAUCUGUGUUGUCAUCCCAUACUCAAACAAGAAAUCAUUUCAAAGAUGUAUGACUGUAAACUUGCUAUUCCGUUCAUUUAUACAGAUUAUAAUCAACAACUGACCCUGUCACAAUGGGCUUUACGGAAAAUUUUGAUUGAUAAACGUUUAGAUGACAAAAUCUUGCAAUUCGAUCCUUUACAACAUGAUAUCAAAAUUGUAUCAUUUUUAAGAAUAGGAUCAUUAAGUAUGUCGAAGUCCAAAAUCAUAAAUGAGAUCCUACACGAUAAGUACCAUCCAACUUUUUUUAACAGAGAUUGUCAUUUAGGAACAACACCACGUAAGAUAGCAGAUGGUAUUGUUGAAGCAUCGUGGUUCAUUCCGUCUGGGAGAGAUAAUGAUAUUUUCAAUGAUAUUAUCAUGGUUUUGAAUUUAAGAGGGGACAGUAUACACUACAGUAAGAUUACCGAAAUGGUAUUCAAACUAUCUCAUGCAGUAGUUGUUCAUAUCGAUGUUGAACAAUUAUCAUCAACUCAUGUAAAAGAUGCAUUGCUGGCUGUACAUAAUUAUAACAUUCCCGUCAUAUAUGCCCUUGAGGCAAAUAACAUGUCUGGUAAAAAUCCUGCUGGCAUCUGGAAAUCAUAUAAAGCUAGUAUUAAAACUUUCAAAACACAGAUCAAAGUUCUAAACUUAAAAACAUCCCGGCAAACAAAGAGUUCAUCAGAUAUUACAAAGGAGAUGAGAAGCUUUAUCAUUGAUUCUUUACAGAAUAAAGGUCCUCUUAAAUUGAUUAACCUUACCAAAAAAAUAAGUUUUACAGAUGAAAAAUUGAUAGUGGAAUGCCGACAAAGCAAACAAUUGGCAGGUAUUGUUAUGAAUGAAAUUGCAAAUUUAGAACCUACAGAAAAAGAAAGUAUACUACCACUGCAAGGUCGUCCAUGGUCUAACUGGAGUUCUGAUCUGAAGAAAAUGUUUAAAUCAAUGUCGAAUGUUGAACAAGAUCAUUUGAAAUCCAGUAUGGAUUUGCUGAGAGCAGAACAAGUACAUAAUCUAGAUCAUCUCCAUAAAUUUAUGGCAUUAUUUAUUCAUUACUUAGAUUUUGAGUCCAAUCAGAGCAUGGAAAAGCAAACUUUCUUUCUAAACUGGAUGAAGAUAUAUUUAGAUGAGAAGAGCAGACGUGUAGUACCUCAUCUAAUUUCUAAAUACCAACAAUGUUGCCUAUGCCUUCGAACUGCCGUUGAAAAUCAUAGACUAAAUGAAUUAGACAAACUAAGGUCAUUGGUUGAUAGCGCAGAGCAGGACUUGGUUGAGGCUACGUUUGGUUUAGAGCAUCUUCUCAGGGAACUUGGUCAAAUCUAUGAAGCUGUUAAGAGCAAAUCUGCUUAUGCUAGUUCGUCAGUUGAAAAAUUCCCUGAAUUUGUUAGCAAACUCAUUCAGUGUGGAUAUCCUUUGGAAAUAAUGAAUGGAGAUACUGUAUCCGUUCCUUUACUCUGGGUUGAAUCUGUUUUGGAGCAGGUUCAGAAAGAUUUAGGUGAUAGAAAACUAUUGGUUAUAUCAGUUUUGGGUAUUCAAAGUUCUGGAAAGUCAACUUUACUCAACGUAAUGUUUGGUUUACAGUUUGCAGUCAGUGCUGGACGUUGUACAAAGGGCGUUUUUGCACAGCUGGUAAAGGUACAAGAGGGCACUUUGCCUUACGAGUAUAUACUUAUUAUCGACACAGAAGGCCUGAGAGCACCCGAACUAGGAGAUAAAAAACAAGCCCAUGAUAAUGAACUAGCAACAUUUGUCCUUGGUUUGGGCAAUAUUACAAUUAUUAAUAUCAAAGGUGAAAAUACACAGGAAAUGGAAGAUGUCCUUCAGAUUGCCGUUCACGCAUUUCUGCGACUGAAAAUGGGAAAUAAUAAUAUUGAAAUGAAACAGUCGUGCAUAUUUGUACAUCAAAAUGUACCUGCAGUCGACGCUGCUACAAAAAUGAUUCAUGCUAGACAGAAAAUGAUGGACAAGCUAGACAAACUAACUUGUGAAGCAGCGAAACAGGAAGGUAUUGCGGAUAUUAAUUCCUUUAGUCAAGUUAUAGAGGUAAAUCCAGAAACUCACAUGUGGUACUUUUCGGAUCUUUGGUCUGGUGAUCCACCAAUGGCUCCUAUCAAUGUAGGUUACAGCAGAAAUGUACUAGAUGUCAAACGACAAUUAUUGUUUGAUCUAGGUAUAAAGAGAAAUACGUUUUUGACAAUAUCAGAAACAACAACACGAAUGAAAGACUUAUGGUAUGGUAUACUAUCAGACAAUUUUGUAUUUAGUUUUCGUAAUAGUCUCGAAGUAAAAGCUUACCAUACAAUGGAUGACAAAUUUCAUAAACUCAUGUGGGAUAUAGAAUUGCAAAUGCGUGGAUUUGUGCAGAAGAAAGCAAAUUUUCAAAUUGUACGAUGUGCAAAUAAUGAAAUGCUAGAGGAGGAGACCAACAAAAUUUUAAAAACAUUAAAUUCAAUUCUUCAAGAACAAUUGAAAGAAAAAACCAAUUUGUGGAACACAUUUAUAGAAAACUGUCCUCUUCAAGAAAUAAUGGAACAAUGGAGGCAAAACAGGAUUUUACAUUUAACAGAAAAUGUAAAUGAUCUUGUCCGAAAUGGUGAAAAAAAUAUUCGUAAAAUUAAAGCCCAACAAGCUGCAAACCUAGUAAGUACAAAGAAAAGAUCUUUCCACGAAUCUGAAUUACGACUCAAAGCAGAAGCUUUAGCAAAUCAAUUUAAAGAAAAAUCACUUUCGGAUGGAGAACUCGUAAAAAUAUUUAACGCUACUUGGGGUAAAUGGAUCAGUGGGGUGGAACAUACUGACACACUUGACAAGCGUUCCGUGGAAGAUGAAAUAGAAAAAGUGUUAUUCGAUCUGUUUAAAUCUGAUAGAAGACUUGUGAUUAACGAUCUGAAAAGAAAGGAAAAGGCUGUUUAUACCGAAAUGAACAUGCUUGAAAACUCAAUUUCCUGUAAUGAACUGAAAGAUAAAGAUAUAAGCAUAUCACAAGCUUGGUACAAACAAAUCUUAAAUUUUAAAGUAAAAAAAGAACAAUGCAAAGAGCAUGCGACUAAUAUUAUCAACAUGAUACUUGGGAAAAUCGAUAACUUCAUAGAAAGCAUAAUAUAUGAAGACAGUCCUUUUGAAAAAACACAUGCUAAAGAGGUGUUCAUGAUAAUCAUUGAAAGCAUCAAAACACACAACGCUGGAAUUGAUGAUACGCAUAGCUUCACAUUUACAGCAGCAUUGAGAGUCAAAUUAGCAGUCCAUGUUACACGAUAUAUAACUGUUGUAUUUACAAAUAUGGAUAAAAGAUACGAGGAGAACCACAACAUCAUCGCGCAGAUAGAUAACUACAAAACUUAUAUUUGGCAGUAUUUUAGAGAUGUUUACAAAAACAUUAAAGAUGAAAUAACAACAGCAAACAUGUUAGCCCGGCAAUUGGAGAUAAUGGUUAAAUGUGAAAUUCGGAAGAAUCUGCCCUUGAUAGUUGUAAACAUUGUCAUUAAACAUUUUUCGACAAAACACAGUCUCAUGCUCGCAGUAAUGGAAGAUCUUUCGAUAAAAAAUGAUUUUCAUAGCUUUUAUCGUUACAUUAACGACGCCGAAAACUUUACUUUGAAAUGGAUAACAAAAUUUACAAAUGACCGUUUGUUUGAUACCAGCGUUACAGCAAAUAGUACGUACCUGCUUAUUGUAGAAAGCUUGAUUGACAAGUACGUUAAAGAUAUAGAGGAAAGUAUCGAAACUGCAACGUCUUUUUUUAAAAGUUCAACAUCAAGAGUUCGCCGGGAAGAAACUCUGCGGCCAAACGUCUCGCUUAAGGAACAUAUCCGAUGGAUAAAAGUAUUUGAGAAUGAGCUGUCUGAACACCUCCCUGUUCCACUGACUGCCUUUUCGUUUCUUGAAAAUCAGAAAGUUGGGAAUUUUCUAAAUCUCCAUAAAUGUUUAAUUACUCAGCUGAAGGAUAUGAAAAAUAAUCUUCUUGAAGAAUUCCGUGACGAGUCGCAACAUCCUGUUAUGUGGAAAGGUGAAAAUCCUUGUAAAACCAUUUUUGAUAAGUUGUGGGGAUGUAAUGAAAAAUGCCCAUUUUGUCAAGAAGUUUGUGAAAAGACUAGAAGACAUAGAAAUGAAAAUCAUUCUUGUAUUCAACAUAGAUUACCAGGACUUGUUGGUGUUUAUAGACGUGAAUCAAAAAUAAUGUCUUGGGAAUCUUGUAAUUACAAAGUACAUUCAAAUCAUUCUUUCACUUGCGAUGUUGUUGGUCGCCGGUGUCGAAUGAAUGGUAUGUGCAAAGGAAAAGGUGCAAAUGCCGAAUCUCAUAACUACAGAGACUAUAAAAAAUUUAUUCCUCAUUGGAAUAUCGAACCUUCUGCUCUCAUAGACUCGUCUGCAUAUUGGAUGUGGUUUGUUUAUACUUACCGUACUGAACUUUCCGUAGCAUACAAUUAUAAAGUUCCUACGAAUGUUUUGAAAUGGGGACGUAUUACCAAAAAAAUGGCAAUCGAAUCUCUUCAAAAGCCAACGUUUAUGCUACUUUAAUAGAGUACUUAAAGGAUCGUAGUUGUCGUGAAUCAGUCAAUCUGAUUUUAAAAUUCUUAUACGAAUUAUCAUGUUGAUUUUUUUAAUUAUUUUUUUCAAAGAUGUUGUCGGUUGCUUACGUUUGUUGCAUUGGAAGCUGUAUACGUGAAUGUUUUUCUCCUAUUGUUUCCCUGAACCAAAAUUGAAUCGAAUAUGGAAGCAAAUUCGCUAUGAAAGUACUUUACAUUCAAGCGUCACCGAUGAGAUUUUUAGACCAAUAUAAUUAAAAUAUUGAUCUCUGAUUUUGUUAUACUAGCUAGUACUAUAUAUCAUAUGUAGUAUAACGAAAUCAGAGAUCAAAAUUUUAAUUAGAUUGUUUUUAGACAUUGACUAUCGCCAUAUGUUGUCCGUAUGUUAUUGUCCACGUGUUAAUCAUCACAUUAAUAACGUUUCAUUUUUAUGGCGUUGAUCCAUUCGUUUGACGAACAGUUUGUGGUGUCCUUUGCUGUCAUUAAUGCAUGGGAAAUGUUCGUUGUUAUUAACCGGUCAACAUGUAAUGUUAAAUUAUUUAUGUAUAUAUAUUUCACUGUUCUGACUGUUCUUGCGUUGUUGUUUUAUUUAUUUAUUUAUUUUGUACUGCAUUCCUGUCACGUAGGUUCAACCCGCGUUGUUUCUUAAAAUGUCCAGAAUCAUGUCAGAAUUAUAGUAGUUGCUAUCAACCAGUCCGUUUCUAUGUAUGUUGGCGUUUCGUUGUUGUUGUAGUUUAGUGUGUGUUGUUCCGUUGUUUUCCUCUUGCAGUUUAUGUUUCCAUCGGUUCAAGUUUGAAACCCACAUUUGUUUUCUCUUAAUCGAUUUAUAACUUUUGAAUAGCGGUAUACUACUGUUGCCUUUAUUAACAAUAGUAUGAGACCCAUUUUACAGUAAAUUGUCCUUUAUAUAAUGAACAGAGAACAUUAUCAUUUGAUAAAGUAAACACUUGUGUACUAAUUUUAAAGAACUACCUAAGGAUAAAAAAUAUUUCUGACUGUUCACAAAUGAGCAUUUACUUACUCUCAUGUGCCUAGGAAAUUACAUUAUUAAAGUUUCAGAAAUAAGAUGAAAUAAGAUUUUAUUAUUAUGUUCAUUCGAUGUAAUAGUUAUGUAAGACACAUGCUGUGUUAGGCUCUGGGGUAAAAGUCAUAAAACAUUGCUCAGUGCUCGGAGCACAAAAAUCAUGCUCGAAACAUGAAAUCCAGCAUUUUAAUUGGUUGAUUUUCGAGUACGAGUACAAAAACUGACUCGAAAGAUUUAUGACCGCAAGGCCUGAUCCUGUCCAUUACGUUAUAUGGUAUUAGGUUUCUGUUCUGUUUUGCUUUUUUUCAAUUAUA